AUGGCGCUUGAAAGAGAUCUCCAAACUGAUCCUCCAUGCCACCCACGCGCGCUCACAGGCAUCACAGAUUGUUUGACGCGGAAUGGAUUUGACGAAGCCAAGUGUACAAGAUAUGUCGAUGCCCUCUACGAAUGUUGCCAGGCAUUCUACAAAAAGAACGGCGACGAGGCAACCACGGUUAGCUGCCCGAAGGCGAGCUUGUUGAGGCUGAAGAUGGAGCAGAGGGAGAAGGCGAAGCAAUAA
Messenger RNA from Podospora anserina S mat+, 243 nucleotides. RefSeq lists its product as uncharacterized. The coding region runs from base 1 to 243 and encodes 80 amino acids. Gene Ontology annotation, cellular component: mitochondrial intermembrane space. NCBI's taxonomy places the organism in Eukaryota, Fungi, Ascomycota, Sordariomycetes, Sordariales, Podosporaceae. The transcript is spliced from 3 exons. The record is from RefSeq and is a predicted model, not a curated record.